Molecule: messenger RNA, 922 nt
Organism: Condylostylus longicornis
Lineage: Eukaryota; Metazoa; Arthropoda; Insecta; Diptera; Dolichopodidae
Exons: 3
Coding region: 77-520 (147 amino acids)
Source: RefSeq, a predicted model, not a curated record
UUGAAAGUCAGAAUAAAAAAUUUAAGUUUAAUAAAAAUUAUUUCUAAGAAAAAAAAAACGAAAAUUUCAAAAAAGGAUGCUGUCUACCAGAAUUUUUGCAGGCAUUUACCGACAAACUAGCAAUUACAAUGCUGCACCAAUUCUUUCAUUACUCAAUAGAAAUCAGUUUUACUCGAUGAAUUGCAAUGAUAAUAUUACAAGAUUUUUGGCAAAUAAAAACCAUACGAAUGUCUUAAAUAGAAAAGUCUCGGUCACAUCUUUAGAUAACUUACAAAACAGAUAUGUAGCCGAAUUACCAUCAACAACUAUCGUGAGAUACAAAUCUAAUUUACCUACGGAAUUACCAUCGGGAGAUCAACUUCAAAAGUAUUUUUUUAAAAUAUUGGGUUUUGUUUUAGAUAUAUCAAAAACUAUCAUAUGUUGGACAAUCAAAAUAAUCCAAACUAUUAUGAAUCAUCCGAAAACUAAGCAGUAUUGGGCACGUUUGCAGAACAAAAUUGAAGAUGCUAGGAAAAAUUAAAUAUACGGUAGACAAAAUUUCCAACCAACACGACAAAGAGCAGUCUAGAACCAAUUUAGAUUCUCAAAUUUCUAAAAACACUCAAACAAACAUAUGUUUGUGUGAACAAUAAAAUAAACAUAUGUUAGAGAACGUAUAUUAAAAAUACAUGUGAUAAAUGUACAUGCACAUUUAUGUACUUUUAUGUUUUUAACGUUGGAGUUAAUCAAAGUAACACCAAUUUCAUUUAAUAUUCGUAUUUAAUUUUAUAUGAAAUCUCAUAUUUUCUCUUGCAUUAAUUUUACUAAAAUUGAACUUAGCUUUCAUUUCGGUAAAUUCGAAUUAUCUAAUUUAGUUAUAAAGUACAAUAAAAUGGAACAUGGAAAAUAUUUACUGAUUAAUAUUUUGAAAUAAAUGUACCUA